Acipenser ruthenus (sterlet) is the source of this 3697-nucleotide messenger RNA. Its product is annotated as serine/threonine-protein kinase Nek4-like. Gene Ontology annotation, biological process: protein phosphorylation. The transcript is spliced from 16 exons. The record is from RefSeq and is a predicted model, not a curated record. Gene Ontology annotation, molecular function: protein kinase activity; ATP binding. The coding region runs from base 243 to 2681 and encodes 812 amino acids. NCBI's taxonomy places the organism in Eukaryota, Metazoa, Chordata, Actinopteri, Acipenseriformes, Acipenseridae.
AAUUGAGCUGUAAAUAUCGUAAUGGAGCUUGGCUUCAGACUCAGACUCUAUGGUUGACUCAACAGCAGUCUUGGUUGCCUGGUGACGAAGAAGCGGCGGAUAUUAUCAUUCUGUUACUUUGUAAAGUAGAGGCCUUCUCCUUGCUGCAAAUAUGCAAUGAGUGAAGAUUUUAUUAUCUCUCAAAAUGAGCACUUAUUCCCUAAUGGAGACAGAGGAUUAAAUAAACAACUUCAUGAAACAAGAUGGAGAAUUACUCUUUCAUCAGAGUGGUCGGAAAAGGGAGCUACGGAGAGGUGAACCUGGUCAAACACAGAACAGAAGGAAAGCAGUAUGUCAUAAAGAAGUUGAAUCUCUGUACCUCUUCCAAGCGAGAGCGGAAGGCUGCAGAGCAGGAGGCCCAGCUCUUGUCCCAGCUGAAGCACCCCAACAUAGUGACUUACAGGGAGUCCUGGGAAGGGGAGGACUGCCAGCUGUACAUUGCCAUGGGUUUCUGUGAGGGCGGAGAUCUGUACCACACACUGAAAGAACAGAAAGGCAAGCUCCUUGCAGAGAGCCAGGUUGUCGAGUGGUUUGUCCAGAUCGCCAUGGCAUUACAGUAUUUGCAUGAGAAGCACAUCUUGCAUAGAGAUCUUAAAACCCAGAAUAUCUUCCUGACCAGAACAAAUAUAAUCAAAGUUGGAGACCUGGGAAUAGCACGGGUGCUGGAGAACCAAAAUGACAUGGCAAGCACUCUCAUUGGGACGCCCUAUUACAUGAGUCCUGAACUUUUCUCCAACAAACCCUACAACCAUAAGUCCGAUGUCUGGGCUUUGGGUUGCUGUGCUUAUGAGAUGGCCACAUUGAAGCAUGCUUUCAACGCCAAGGACAUGAACUCUUUAGUUUACCGUAUUGUUGAAGGAAAGUUGCCUCCAAUGCCAAAAGAUUACAAUCCCCUGCUUGGAGAGCUAAUAAGGAGCAUGCUUUCUAAAAAACCUGAAGAUCGACCUGAUGUAAAACACAUUCUGAGACAGCCUUACAUCAAGCGCCAAAUCUCAGUGUUUUUGGAAGCCACAAAGGCGAAAACUGCCAAAUCACGUAAGAAGAUUUUAAAUUCCAGGCCUAAUAACUCUCUUCCUGUGUCAUCAAAUGUGCCUGUAAAACAGGAGAAUGUGUUUCCUCAGAAAACCAGCGAAGCUAACAAGAACAACAAAGGGGAUGAAGAAAAACAUUUGAGAAAAAUUAAGGAAAGUGAUCCUGCCUUGGAAAUACUAUCACCUCCACAUGCCCUUGCUGAAAACAUUCACAGUGGUACAGGAACAUCCUUAGCAACCAUUAGUAAAGUGGAUAUUGAUAUCUGUCCCGAUAUAGAAAGAAAAGACAAGGGGGAUUAUUUGACACAUGAUCAGGAGCAAGGGAGACUCUCGGGUAUCAGUAAUUGUGAAGAUUUAACAGGGUUACCAGUAUCUAAUGGUUCUGAAGCACAGGACUAUCAGUUACAGCAUGGAUCAAAGCUUGUUACCAAAACAAGAACUCAGUUGGGAAAACGGACUGAUAUAGAGGACAUGGGUGACAUGGAUGACACUAUGAAACUUCUUCAUGGCAUCCCCACAAAAAAUACCUUACCUGAGCUUAAGGAGAGUUUAGAUUCUACAGAAAAGCUGCUUGAGCCGUUUGUUCCAGUUCCAGUUCCUGAUGACCCCCCUCAAGAAGCUCCACCACCUCUAGAUAAAGACUGCCCUCGUUUACUGCCUUCCAGUUCAUCCUCUGAACCUUCUGUGUCCCGUCAGCGGAGACAAAGGCACAGGGACAAGGCAGAGGAGAAUGAAGACAGGUUUAAAAUGGUACCUCCCCGACCAUUGCCAUCUCCCCCUCGAAAUGUUAACCAUUUAGCUGUCAAGAAGAACCGCAGUAACCAGGAGAAACAACACAGUGGAAUAUCCAAGUCACUUUGUAACUCUAAAGACAGUGAAACGGCAGCAUCGCAGGAACGACCUCUGUCUGCUAGAGAACGAAGAAGGUUAAAACAGUCUCAAGAGGACUUUUGUUCACAAGCUGUUCCUGAAGCAAGACGGGCAUCUCAUAGUGUAGUCUUGGAUGCAAAGUCAAAGAAUCAGCAUGUUGCAAUCAGCCGGUCAUCAUCAGAUCUUGCUUCUCACAAAGAGAAGCACGUUGGAGCAGCACAGCGCUUGUCUGAUGAGGAUGAAUGCAGCUCAUCCACCAGCUCCACUGACCGGUCUGAAGGAGAGGGCAGAGAAGGAAAGAACGAUUCCAGUGAAAUGCAGGAUCUAGUACAACUGAUGACCCAGACAUUAAAAAUGGAUUCCAGAGAUCCCCAUGAUAUGGGCCCACAUGUGGCUCCCCCACCAAUACCUGAGUUUAAACUGAAUAGGAAAUACAGAGACACACUGAUACUCCAUGGGAAGGCUAAAGAAGAGCAAGAGGAUUUCCAAUUUAGUGAAUUUCCUUCAGAUGAUACUUCUGUAACUGCAAAGAUCAGGAGGACAAUUGAAUCUGUGAGGACUAAUGCAGUAAAGGGACUGGGAGUAAAGCUUUUAGACAAAGUUCUUGAAAUAAUGGAAGAAGAUGAUGAACACAGAAGGGAGCUGUGCCUCCGAGAACACAUGGGGGAACACAAAUACAGGGAAUACGCUGUGAUGGUACGACAGCUCAAAUUCUUUGAAGAUAUUGCAUUGAAAGUGUAACAGCCUCUCAAGAAUACCCUUCAAUGUGCUAGUAAUGGAUGGACAUGUGCCUUUUUGUAUGUUUGUGGCAUUGAUCAAACAGCUGCACUUUGGUGUAAUGCAUGGUUGCAAAACAGAUACAUUUUGUAAAUAUGUAGAGGUUAAUGUCCAAUAUAAUAUUGAAGACAUUUGAAACAUUUUUUCUUCUAUGUGAUAUCCAUUCCAAUGUGAAUACUUUUAUGAAUGUUGUAUGUCAAGAAUAAAAAAGUAGAUCUUUUUUCUGUUCAGCCAGGUUUCCAUUCCAGUGAAACCAAAUUACUGUUUUCUGAUUUUGGAAUUAAGAUAAAUAUUUAUUGUUUUCAUGUUACCGAUUCACUCUUUCUAGCAUUUUAUUCACACUUAACGUAACAGUUACAGUAGAACAUAAGUUUUAAUAGUCAAAGAAAAACAAACCUCAUUAUGUUUAAACUUUCAUAAAUGACUGAACAUACAGUAAUGAUUUAGUGGUAUAUGCUAAACCCAACCCAAACAUGUUAUAAUCUGACCUAUUUAUUUUAUAUUUAGCCAAUUGUACAUGCUUUUCCUGAAAGGAUUAUGAAUGGUCAGAUUUAUAGGAACACAUUUAAUAGUUCAGGUUAGAUGUUGGACUACUGUAUAUAGAUUAAAUUCUGUGCUUUGUUCGGUAUAUUUAGUAGUAAUGUUCCAUAGUGUAACAUUUCAACUGCAUCUUUUGUACUUCACCUGACAUAGUUCACAUCUGUAGCUUGCCAGUGCCACAAUGUAUAAAUACAGUAUGUGUGUGUGUGUAUAUAUAUAUAUAUAUAUAUAUAUAUAUAUAUAUAUAUAUAUAUAUAUAUAUAUAUAUAUAUAUAUACACACACACACACACACAUAUGCCAGUGUUGCAGUCUUUUAGUUACUUUCAUAUACCCUGAUUAGCACUAAUCUUAGCGUACCUAAUCUUACAGCGUCUUGUGAAACCAGUCGUAAAUGUUUGUGUUCUUUUGUUUGAAUAAAAGCUCCUAUUUGUGUGUUUA